AUGCUAAAUGGUCUUCGAUCUAAGCCUUCCUACCGGGCAGCCUGGCGGCUGACGCUCGAUGAAGUGUUGACGAACACGGCGCCUCCACCAUACAAUCUCAGCGCAUUUAUAACAUAUCUCGCCCAAAGCUAUUGCCUCGAGACCCUAGAUUUUAUCCUGGAGGCGAGGCAGUAUUGCGAAUGGUACAAAUCGUUAGUUAAAACAGCAGGAGGAUCUAUUGGGACGAUCGACUCCUCGGCAUGCAUGAACCUGAGUAUGAUCUAUCGGGUUCUCCUAACGACGUACAUUCUCCCUGGAGCCCCCCGUGAGAUCAACCUGUCUGUCGACUUACGCGAUGCCCUGUUGCGUUUCAACGAUAUGUCGACACCACCCCCACCUGAGGCUCUUGAACCCGCCGUCAAGAGCAUUCAUGACCUGAUGGAGGGUUCAAUCUUCGAUUCGUUCCUGAACAGUCGCUCCACCUUUUUGCAGAGAGACCGAGCGUCGGGAGAUUCAAAUCAAAACGACAACAGGUCUGACCGCUCAUGUACGGACCCAGAAAAUCAGCCGACCAAGCCAGAUCGCGUAAAAGCUACGCGCCGCCUGUUGAGAAGGACUUGGUCAUGGCCUCCUUGGAGUCACUAG
Messenger RNA from Penicillium riverlandense, 624 nucleotides. RefSeq names its product regulator of G-protein signaling domain-containing protein. The transcript has a single exon. The record is from RefSeq and is a predicted model, not a curated record. Bases 1 to 624 code for a protein of 207 amino acids. NCBI's taxonomy places the organism in Eukaryota, Fungi, Ascomycota, Eurotiomycetes, Eurotiales, Aspergillaceae.